CAGGAGGAGGGAUGGGGCUUUAAAUAUGGAAAAAAGACACGCUGCGCUCCAACUCUUCACACUUUGAGAAGAAAUGUCGAUCAAGAUGUUUCUUCAGCACGAGUUUACGCCGUGUGGCACAUUAUGAGGACAGUGUGGUGCAGUUUCAGAUGAUUUUUGUAGAGUCAGGCAGCUCCAGCAGAUCAACUUCCCCACUUUUUGAGUCACAACUUUAGAGGCGCGUCAACUGUUGUGUUUGUCUAAACCUGAUCAAGCCGAACCUACGACACGACUACUCAACUCUACUUUUACACCAUGGCAUCGGAAAAAAACAAAGUGGAGGAUGAAGCCGUUUUGGACAGAGGAGCAGCCUUUGUCAAGCAUGUCUGUGAUGAAGAGGAGGUAGAAGGUCACCACACUGUGUACAUUGGAGUGCAUGUUCCUAAGAGCUACCGCCGGAGGAGGCGCCACCGGCGCAAGUCCAGCCAUAAAGAGAAGAAAGAAAGGACAGAACACACCACAGAGGGAUACAAAUCAGAUGGAGACAAUGCAGAUGACUGUGUUUCAAGUGUCCUCAAACCUCUCAUUUCUCCAGCUGAGAGAAUCAGGUUUAUCCUGGGAGAAGACGAUGAUGGCCCUCCGCCUCCACAGCUCUUCACUGAGCUGGAUGAACUACUGUCUGUGGAUGGACAGGAGAUGGAGUGGAAGGAGACGGCCAGAUGGAUCAAGUUUGAGGAGAAAGUGGAGAAAGGUGGAGAGCGCUGGAGUAAACCCCAUGUGGCUACACUGUCCCUACACAGUCUGAUGGAACUCAAGACAUGUAUUGAGCAGGGUACAAUCAUGCUUGACCUGGAAGCCACCACACUGCCUCAAGUUGUUGAGGUGAUCACAGACAGCCAGAUCGAGAGUGGACAGCUGAAGCCUGACCUGAAGGAGAAGGUCAUGUACACUUUGCUGAGAAAACACCGGCAUCAAACAAAGAAAUCCAACUUGCGUUCACUUGCAGACAUUGGCAAAAGUGUUUCAAGCGCAAGUAGACUGUUUUCUAACCCUGAAAAUGUACGCAACCCUCAUGAGCAUGUGCCUUGUUUAACCCCUCAAGAGUCAGAGGAGCCAUGUGAGGAGGUCAUAAGAAGCUCCAGCAUGGGAUACCUCUGUAGUCCAACCCCUGCCCACCGAAACCUCACAUCCAACAGCUUGAGUGACUUCUCAGAUAAGCCAGAAAAAGAUCAGCUGAAGAACAAGUUUAUGAAGAAACUCCCACGUGAUGCUGAAGCUUCAAAUGUACUGGUAGGAGAAGUGGAUUUCCUGGAAACUCCCUUUGUGGCAUUUGUUCGGCUGCAACAGGCAGUCAUGCUGGGGGCUUUAACUGAGGUCCCUGUGCCCACAAGGUUCCUGUUUGUCCUCUUGGGUCCCAAAGGAAAAGCAAAGUCUUAUCAUGAGAUUGGGAGGGCCAUAGCAACUCUGAUGUCUGAUGAGGUUUUUCAUGACAUUGCCUACAAGGCAAAGAACAGACAGGACCUGCUGGCUGGGAUUGAGGAGUUCCUUGAUGAGGUCAUUGUUCUCCCUCCUGGCGAAUGGGACCCUGACAUCAGGAUAGAGCCCCCUAAAUCUCUGCCCUCAUCAGACAAGAGAAAGAACAUGUAUUCUGGAGGAGAUCCCCCUCAUAUGAAUGGAGAUGCUCCCCAUGAUGCAGGGCACGGUGGAGCAGGUGGAGGUGGAGGAGGACAUCAGGUUGGAGAGGAGCUGCAACGCACAAAUAAAUUUUGUGGUGGCCUCGUCCUGGAUAUCAAACGCAAGUUGCCAUUUUUUGCCAGUGACUUCUAUGAUGCUUUGCAUAUUCAGUCUCUUUCUGCCAUCUUGUUCAUUUACCUUGGCACCGUCACCAAUGCCAUAACCUUUGGAGGCUUGCUUGGCGAUGCUACAGAAAAUAUGCAGGGUGUGCUGGAAAGUUUCCUGGGCACAGCACUGACAGGAGCAGUUUUCUGUCUGUUAUCCGGACAGCCCCUUACCAUUCUCAGCAGCACAGGCCCUGUGCUUGUAUUCGAAAAACUCCUGUUUAACUUCAGCCGAGACAAUGACUUUGACUACCUGGAGUUUCGGCUGUGGAUAGGCUUGUGGUCGGCCCUGUUCUGUCUGGUGCUGGUCGCCACAGAUGCUAGUUUCCUGGUGCAGUACUUCACUCGUUUUACCGAGGAAGGCUUCUCUGCUCUCAUCAGCUUCAUCUUCAUUUAUGACGCGUUUAAGAAGAUGAUCAAGCUGGCUCACCAUAACCCUAUUCAUGCUUACUAUGAUCCCAAUCUCAUCACCCAGUAUGGCUGCCUGUGUGUACCUGGCAACAAUUCAGAACUCCUUGAUCUUUCUGCCUGGACAAACAGUACAGAUCUGCCAGUCAAUGCCACUUGGGAGUCUCUUACCAGAACACAGUGCUCGAAAUACGGUGGCCAGUUAGUUGGUGAGACGUGUGGCUAUGUGCCUGACAUCACACUCAUGUCCUUCAUCUUGUUCUUUGGGACCUACACCUGCUCCAUGGGUCUGAAGAAGUUCAAGACGAGCCGUUUCUUCCCUACCAGAGUGAGGAAGCUCAUCAGUGACUUUGCCAUCAUCUUAACCAUUCUUCUUUUCUGUGGUGUGGAUGCCUUGAUUGGGGUUGACACUCCAAAACUCAUUGUGCCAAGUGAAUUUAAGCCUACAAGUCCAAAGAGAGGGUGGUUCGUUACUCCUUUUGGAGGAAACCCUUGGUGGGUGUAUUUGGCAGCUGCAUUGCCUGCUUUGCUGGUUACCAUUCUUAUCUUCAUGGAUCAACAAAUUACUGCAGUGAUUGUCAACAGAAAAGAACACAAACUAAAGAAAGGAGCAGGUUAUCACUUAGACCUGUUUUGGGUGGCUGUCCUAAUGAUUGUGUGCUCAUUCAUGGGUUUGCCGUGGUACGUGGCUGCUACUGUCAUCUCUAUUGCCCACAUCGACUCUCUGAAAAUGGAAACGGAGACAUCAGCCCCUGGAGAGCAGCCAAAGUUCCUGGGUGUCAGGGAACAAAGGGUCACUGGCAUCUUCGUGUUCCUCCUCACUGGACUGUCAGUUUUCAUGGCUCCCAUUUUGAAGUUUAUCCCAAUGCCUGUGCUGUAUGGUGUGUUUCUGUACAUGGGUGUAGCCUCUCUCAAUGGAGUCCAAUUCAUGGAUCGGUUGCAACUCCUUCUCAUGCCAGCCAAACAUCAACCUGAUCUGAUCUACUUGCGUCAUGUACCACAGAGAAGAAUCCACCUCUUCACCUUCAUCCAGGCUCUUUGCCUAGCUCUGCUUUGGGUACUCAAGUCGACUGUGGCCGCUAUUAUAUUCCCAGUCAUGAUCCUUGCAUUAGUCGCAGUGCGUAAGGCCAUGGACUAUGUCUUCUCUCAACACGAUCUCAGUUAUCUCGACGAUGUAAUACCAGAAAAGGAUAAAAAGAAGAAGGAAGAUGAGAAGAAAAAGAAAAACAAGAAGAAGGGCAGCAUAGAUAGUGAAAUAGAUUAUUCUGACUAUCCCUACCUUGAAAAUGUCCCCAGUAUAAAAAUUUCCAUGGACAUGUUGGAGCAGGAGCCCAUGUUGAAGAAUAAAUCUGUGGAUAGAGAUGAGUCGCAGAUUUUCCUUACCCCUCAUUCGGCGUGCUGAACAGUACUUUGAGUCUUCCACAGUGGCCGAGUUGUCUUGACAGGGGUUCGUAUACCAAAGGUUCACCUCAGAUACGAAUACACUGUGACUCCAUGGAAAAUGUAUUUUUGCAGAAGAAGGGCUCUGAAAUCGAUCUGUGAAUGAAUCCAUGGGCAAUACUAUGUUUGGAAAUAUAUAUUUUAUUUAUUUUCUUUUACUAAAUGCUUGUUUUUAUCAUAUUUAUUGUGAUUCAAAACCAUUUGAAUGUAAGAUGUUGAAUUUAGUCGGUUGAAUGCCUAUAAACAAUGUUGGUACGAUUUAAAAUCAAAAAUCAAUCAUACUAUUUUAUGACAAAUGUGAUUUUUAUGUAGAAUGACUUCCUUGUAAAGAGUUACCUGUUCAGGAAAGGAAGUGUUCUGUAACUGUAAUUGUUCGACUUGACAUUUCUAAUUGCACAACGACCAGUCGGACCAGCUUCUCUUUAUGGACCAGCUUCUGAAGGCAUUGUCUUUUAUGUUAGGUUGAACAAAGGAGACGACACAACUCCAAAAAAAAUGAGCCCUAUAACAUUGUCCUUUUAGAAAAAGUUAUGAGGCAAGGCUGUAUGUUAUUCAUACACAACCUUUACGUCCAGAUCAGCUUCCUCUUAAAAUGUGACACUUUACUUGUGUUUAGCACAGAACAAAUCAAAAGUUUGAUUGUUGUUGUUUUCAAGACCCUUUUCUGUAUUCGAUACAGUUAAUGUGUUACUUUUUCCUGAUCAUUUUUCCACAUUCUCUUUGUAUACAUUUGGCAGCAAAUACUUUAUGAAUCUUUGGCCUUGCCUCAUUAUUAAAUGUUAAUGUAUAUUGUAAUCGGAUACAUAGUUUUGUUUUCAAAUAGAAUAUUUUGUAAUUAUAUUUUGAUAUAAAUAUAAUGGAACAAAUAUUUUCACCUGCUUUGUUAUAAUCAAUGCAAUGAAUCAUAUUCACGCUGAACUCUGCGUGACUAGAAAUACUAAAAGACUUUGGGUAAACUGCACCAUAUUUAUGAAUGCAAGUGCAUUCAUUUUCUGUUACUAUGAUCAUAUUACGUGAUAUUCUUUGAAUGGCUCUAGUGUGCUGAAGAGCUCAUAAACUGGACUUUUUGUUGGGGAUAUUGGCAUCUUUUGGUUCUUCAAUCAAUCAGAAAUAACAGUGAGUAUAAUAUGACAUUCUUAUUAGUAAUAGUAAACUUACUUUCUUAUUAUCGUCUUGGAAUGAAAUACAUCUCUUAACAUUGACUUUUUGUGACUUUAUAAAGUGUUCAUUGUCUCCCAUGCAAGUCUGCGUGUUCAGGCAGCACAGUAUUUAGCUCCACUCACAACAACUGAUUUGACAAUGAGCAUCUUUUUUUUUUUUUUUUGUUCAAAUCAUUUUGUACAUGACAAGCAUGUGUGAAGCAGAUUACCUUUUUUAAUUAUUGAUCAGUUUUUGAAAUCAAUAAAAGACUAUGAUUCUUAACA
This is a messenger RNA of Periophthalmus magnuspinnatus, 5089 nucleotides long. RefSeq names its product electrogenic sodium bicarbonate cotransporter 1-like. The transcript is spliced from 27 exons. Gene Ontology annotation, biological process: regulation of intracellular pH; bicarbonate transport; monoatomic anion transport. Gene Ontology annotation, molecular function: sodium:bicarbonate symporter activity; monoatomic anion transmembrane transporter activity; solute:inorganic anion antiporter activity. Gene Ontology annotation, cellular component: basolateral plasma membrane; plasma membrane. The record is from RefSeq and is a predicted model, not a curated record. NCBI's taxonomy places the organism in Eukaryota, Metazoa, Chordata, Actinopteri, Gobiiformes, Gobiidae. The coding region runs from base 295 to 3627 and encodes 1110 amino acids.